AGCUUGUUUUGGAGGAAGUGGCCAGAACUUGGCUAACUGCUAGCACGUUAGCUUGACAAGAAAAGCAAGCGUCAACGAUUAACAGGCUCGCUUCUGUUACACGAAGGGCACAUACAUCUGCAGUGGCAAUUUUGAGUUUCACAAGUAGGGUAGACUGGGAAACUAGAUAUUGUAGGUUAUUCAGCUGUGGACGCUCCAAACGUGUUGCUUUGUUACGGCAGACAUUUAUAGGAGAUAUUAGCCUGUUAGCUAGCCUUGCGUUGGCUAACGCUUGCAGACCGAGGUAGCGGAGAAGUCCACUUUUGAUAUUACUUUACUGCGGGAUCAUCACUCAGCUGUGGGACAAUGACAUCAAGAAAGAAAGUACUACUCAAAGUCAUCAUCCUUGGAGACUCUGGAGUUGGGAAGACUUCACUGAUGAACCAGUAUGUGAAUAAGAAGUUCAGUAACCAAUACAAAGCCACAAUAGGGGCUGAUUUCUUGACAAAAGAAGUAAUGGUGGAUGACAGACUUGUCACAAUGCAGAUUUGGGACACAGCAGGUCAGGAGAGGUUCCAGUCCUUAGGUGUAGCAUUCUACCGUGGAGCUGAUUGCUGCGUCCUGGUGUUUGAUGUGACAGCACCCAACACCUUCAAGACUUUAGACAGCUGGAGGGAUGAGUUCUUGAUCCAGGCAAGUCCCCGGGACCCCGAGAAUUUUCCAUUUGUGGUGCUGGGCAACAAGAUCGACUUGGAGAACAGACAGGUAACAACCAAACGAGCACAGGCUUGGUGUCAGAGCAAAAACAACAUCCCAUAUUUUGAAACAAGCGCCAAGGAGGCUAUCAAUGUGGAGCAGGCCUUUCAGACUAUUGCACGCAACGCUCUUAAGCAGGAGACUGAAGUGGAGUUGUACAACGAGUUCCCAGAGCCAAUAAAGCUGGACAGGAACGAGCGAGCCAAGCCGUCAGCAGAGACCUGCAGCUGCUGAGGACUCUGAGGACCAUCGGAGGGCUGUCACUGCCCCCAUUACCCUGUCUUGCCUUGUCUAUAUAUCCCUUUUCCCGUGGCCCACUGUGUUAAUUCCUAAAGCCGAACAUACAAACAGCGUCCCACUCGUAGAGUAUACUGCGACUACUACUACUACACACAAACACUCACUUCCUAAUGUAUACAAAACACACAUUUUCUAUCAAAAAUAUGAAUUUCCAAGCCCAAAGAACAUCUUAAGGAAACAUACAAUUCAAGCGUAGGAUGCUCACUACUUGAUGUUUUCCAUGUACCUUUUCAUAGCAGUCGUGGUUUGGGCUAAUCUCAUUUUCAAUUUUCACGUAUAUGGUUGCUUUCGAACCCCACUUUUGGUUCUAACCAGUUUUAUUUGGAUACUUUAGGUGGUAAUUUGAAGCAUUAAUAACCGUAUGUUUGUGUUUAGAAGUUAGAAAAGCAAAUUUAGUUGAUUUUCUUUUUUUGAAAUCAAAGUUUCUUGAGCAGUGGUGCUUGUUUUUCUUUUCCACUGCUGCAUAAGUAGUCCACUGUCACUGUUCCACCCGUCUUACUCGUGUGUUGUGGAAUUUGACCAGUUUCACUUUACCUCAUGAAAAAUAAUCCCAUACACAAACAGGGAGCCAGCUGAAGCAGUUUAGAAUGCGUGAAGGAGCAUGUGUGGGUCAUGUUUACGUGCCACCUGAUGAAUUGACACAGCUCGAAUUGAAUUCAGUAAUGACAUUCUUUUUUUUUUUUUCUUUUGCACUUUGCUGUCCUCCACAACAACUGAAUCCUGGUUCAGACAUCUCAUUUAGGAGCCACAAGAAAAGCAAUUGUAGCUCUAGUUGCUGACAUUGUGUGAAUACAGACUCAGCUCCUCUGUGUAAGUACUGUCCCUAACAUAUUAUUUGCUUUUCCUCCAUUGGGAAAAAAUAAGGUUUAUAUUGUAAUCGGUUAUUCUUGGUACAAUAUUCAAUAUGGCAAUGCACCAAUCAAGACAGCGUGUCAUUCUGCCUGAUAGUCCUGAAAAGGAGAGAGGGUUUUUCUCGAGUAUAAAUAUCAUUCAUAACCGAGUACUGUUAGCUAGUACAUUUCUUAUUAUUGCCAUUUAUUGCAAGACUUUGUAUAUUUGCAAACCUCUGAAUCAAGACGUGGGGAUGCAGAAACUUCGGUUGUAAAUCUCCAUAUCUGACUCUGCCAGAUGCUCGUGUUGGCAAACAGUUUAAGUGCUUGACGUUUCUUUUAACCGAUCAGAUCUUUAACUGUCUGUUCGUAUCUGUAUUAUGUCAAACUUUGAAAUACGUCAUUGAUACAUGCAUAAAGUUAGAAUACAUACUGUAACUUUGAAACAAGAAAAAGGUGAGGGGGAAGUCCUGGCAUUCAUCAUUAUCAAUAAGAUAAAUGCAUAACAUCUACAUUCUUUGGAAAUGUCUUUGCGUUUCAAGUAAUAAGGGUAAAUAAAACAUUGAAUAAUG
Betta splendens (Siamese fighting fish) is the source of this 2437-nucleotide messenger RNA. RefSeq names its product ras-related protein rab7. The record is from RefSeq and is a predicted model, not a curated record. Gene Ontology annotation, biological process: phagosome-lysosome fusion; endosome to lysosome transport. Bases 346 to 969 code for a protein of 207 amino acids. Lineage: Eukaryota; Metazoa; Chordata; Actinopteri; Anabantiformes; Osphronemidae. The transcript has 6 exons. Gene Ontology annotation, molecular function: GTP binding; GTPase activity. Gene Ontology annotation, cellular component: lysosome; phagocytic vesicle; late endosome.